AUGUGUCAACGGCUGGAACAGGCAAUUGCAUCGUUUACUACAGCUCAAUCGGAACAACCAGGGUGUAAAAUCAGUAGUGGGGAUACAUUGGCAACUGGCUAUGGAGCCCACAAAUUCCCUCAACUUCCCUUCCCCAACUACGGAUCUCACCGCUUAUGCAGACGAAGCACCAAGGCCAUGGCGGCACGAGACGCUUCGCCUCCAAGGGAACUCCCCCAUGCGGAACCCGAAGAGAUUUAUAACGAGAAAGUACGCUUGGAAGAGGAGAUGUUUUCCUGGUACAACCCAGAUAAGUGGUACCCAGUGAAAAUUGGCCAAGUCUUUGAGUCACGAUAUCAGGUGCUUCUGAAGCUUGGGUUUGGUUCUGCAUCAACUUCAUGGCUAUGCCGUGACCUAGAGGUGCAUGACUAUGUGACAAUAAAAAUAUUUGAAUCCGGCAAUCGACAGGCACCAACUGAAGAACAAGUCCUUCGCUUCUUGGAGACUUUAGACUCCGAUCAUCCAGGCAAGAGACUAGUGAGGCAAAUCAAAGGCUCAUUUAAGUUACCUGGAAAGACUGGGGCUCACGUAUGCCUUGUUCUUGACACACUCGGUAUAUCCUUAGCCGACAUCCGAGAAAUGGCUGGCGGAAAGGUACCGGCAAACCUACUCAAGGGCCUGAUAAAUGGCUUGCUUCUUGGUUUAGACUAUUUGCACUCAGUUGCCCACGUCAUUCACACAGACAUUCAGGACGGAAACAUCAUGCUGUCGAUUAAAGACCGCCGUAUACUGGAUGAGCUUGUGGAAGAUGAGUGGGACCUCCCCAGUGCUAGAAAGAUUCUUGCAGAUAGGAUAAUCUAUGCAUCGACUGGACUCGAAAUACCAGAUGCGCCCGGGAACCCAGUCAUAGCCGACUUUGGCGAUGCUCGAAUCGAUGAAGGGCCAUUUCCUUUCGAGGGCGAUGCCAUGCCGGACUUGUAUCGCGCACCUGAGAUAAUCCUCGGGGUUACGUGGGACGAGAAGAUCGACAUCUGGGCACUAGGACUGUUGGUAUGGGAUUUAUUUGAAGGCAAACUUCUCUUUACGACAAGGUUACGCGAUCAAAAGGCAUCGAAAGCAGUACAUUUUGCAAGGAUGGUCUCUUUGUUAGGGCCACCGCCUGAAGACCUUCUGGAGCGAGGCUCAUCAUGGAAAGACUUCUUUGACGAGAAUGGACAACUAGUCCUUGAUGUCGAAGUGCCGGAAACCUCUUUUGAAGAUGAGGAAGAGAAUCUUGAAGGGGAUGAAAAGGCUGAGUUUCUAUCGUUUGUGAGGAAGCUUCUGCAGUGGAGACCCGAGGAUAGACCAUCUGCGCAGGAAGUAAUGGAAGACCCAUGGCUACGUGGACAUUCCUCGGACAAUUAA
This is a messenger RNA of Colletotrichum truncatum, 1383 nucleotides long. RefSeq names its product protein kinase. Gene Ontology annotation, molecular function: protein serine/threonine kinase activity; ATP binding. Gene Ontology annotation, biological process: spliceosomal complex assembly; regulation of mRNA processing; peptidyl-serine phosphorylation. The record is from RefSeq and is a predicted model, not a curated record. Lineage: Eukaryota; Fungi; Ascomycota; Sordariomycetes; Glomerellales; Glomerellaceae.